This is a messenger RNA of Antechinus flavipes (yellow-footed antechinus), 2129 nucleotides long. RefSeq names its product four-jointed box kinase 1 (gene FJX1). Gene Ontology annotation, biological process: cell-cell signaling. The coding region runs from base 1 to 2040 and encodes 679 amino acids. The transcript has 3 exons. NCBI's taxonomy places the organism in Eukaryota, Metazoa, Chordata, Mammalia, Dasyuromorphia, Dasyuridae. The record is from RefSeq and is a predicted model, not a curated record.
AUGGAGAGUAUUAGUGUGCUAAAAGUCCGAAAGGACCGAACCUCAACAACAAAAACCAAGACCUCGAAAGGGGAGGUCUUUCUGCAACUCAAACUCAGGGGAGUGCAGCUCCUUGCCCGAAGAACAGUACAUCUUUAUCGGUUUGAUCGAGUGCGCAGUUUCGGGAGGGAUGCUCAUGGAGCGGUGAGGGAGGAAGGGGACAUCCCCCUCGCCAGCCAGAUCAGCCGAAUCAAUCCUGGAGAUCCGUGGAGUAACAUGUCACAGCCAGAUCACCCUCACAUUUUGGAUCCAGCUUCCAAAGGGGCGGGAGAAGCAGGAGGAGGAGGAGAAGGAGGAGAAGGAGGGGGGAUAUCCCCGCUCUCCCACGUGGUCCCGGUGCCUGUGAAUCGCGCCUGCCGGAGGGUCUCACAGCGAAAUACAAAAGCGGCUGCGAAGCGGCUGGGAGGAGAGUUCCCAGCGCUCGGCCCAGUCGGAGCGGGAGCCGGAGCGGGGCCAAGCACAGCCGCGGCAGCAACAGUAGCAGCCUCAGCCUCGGCGGCAGCAGCAGCCUCUGCCUCAGCCUCGGCAGCGGCGGCGGCAGCGGCAGCGGCGCCGGAGCCCCGCAGCCACCAUGGGGCACAGGCGCCGCGGGCCCGGCAGCUACCCGGCUGCUGGGGAGGCAUCACCGCCGGGGCCCCGGCCCCGGGGCUCGGCUUGAAGCAGCGGCACCAGCCCGCCCCCGGAGCCCCUAUAGGCUGGAGGAUGCGGGGGCCCGGCCGCGUCGCCGCCACACUCGGGCUCUGGCUCUUGGCGCUGGGUUCGCUCCUGGCGCUGUGGACCGGGCUCGCUCAGCGGGCGGAGCAGCGCCCCUUCCCCGGGCUGGGGCUUCUGCGCUCCGGGCGGAGCAGCGCGGAUCGUGCGGCGUCGCCGGCUCUGCACCUUCCCCGUCUACGGCUGAGGGACGCCCCCGGCGGCCCCGCGAAAACUUUCCGGGCGCUGCUCACCGUGCCGGCCGCCGGGGAGAGUCCGCCCCGGCGCCUCCCGGAGCCGGCGAAGCGCAGGCAGCCGGGGCACGUGCAGGAGCCCCGGCGGGGCGGCCCAGCCGCCGUGCAGGGGGGGAUCUUCUGGAGCCGGGGCCUAGAGGAGCAGGUGCCCCGCGGCUUCUCGGAGGGGCAGGCGGCGUCCUGGCUGGAGGCGGCACGCGGGGCUCGGGUGGUGGCCCUGGAGCGCGGGGGCUGCGGGCGCAGCUCCAACCGGCUGGCCCGCUUCGCCGACGGCACCCGCGCCUGCGUACGCUACGGCAUCAACCCGGAGCAGAUACAGGGCGAGGCCCUGUCCUACUACCUGGCCCGGCUGCUGGGCCUCCAGCGCCACGUGCCCCCGCUGGCGCUGGCGCGGGUGGAGCCGCGGGGCGCGCAGUGGGCGCAGGUGCAGGACGAGCUGCGCGGCGCGCACUGGGCCGAGGGCAGCGUGGUGAGCCUGACCCGCUGGCUGCCCAACCUCACCGACGUGGUGGCUCCCGCUCCCUGGCGCUCGGAGGACGGGCGCCUGCGGCCCCUGCGCGGCGGCGGGGGCGAGCUGGCCAACCGCAGCGAGCCCGAGCUGGUGGAGCUGGUGCAGUGGACCGACCUGAUUCUCUUCGACUACCUGACGGCCAACUUCGACCGCCUGGUCAGCAACCUCUUCAGCCUCCAGUGGGACCCGCGGGUCAUGCAGCGGGCCACCAGCAACCUGCACCGCGGUCCCGAAGGCGGACUGGUCUUCAUAGACAACGAGGCCGGCCUGGUGCACGGCUACCGGGUGGCCGGCAUGUGGGACAAGUACAACGAGCCGCUGCUCAAGUCGGUGUGCGUCUUCCGCCAGCGCACCGCCCAGCUGGUCCUGGAGCUGCACCGGGGCCAGGACGCCGCCGCGCGGCUCCUGCGCCUGUACCGGCGGCACGAGCCGCGCUUCCCGGAGCUGGGCGCCCUGGCCGAGCCCCACGCGCAGCUGCUGCAGCGCCGCCUCGACUUCCUUUCCAAGCACAUUUUGCACUGCAAGGCCAAGUACGGCGGACCGUGACUUGGGACCAGAGCUGUGGGGGGGUGCGCUGGGAUGGAAAGGUACCGGACAGCUGCGCUUUGGAGGGAAGCUUGGAUGGGCCGUCUGGG